This is a messenger RNA of Rhododendron vialii, 1182 nucleotides long. RefSeq lists its product as uncharacterized. The record is from RefSeq and is a predicted model, not a curated record. NCBI's taxonomy places the organism in Eukaryota, Viridiplantae, Streptophyta, Magnoliopsida, Ericales, Ericaceae. Bases 607 to 1182 code for a protein of 191 amino acids. The transcript is spliced from 5 exons.
UAUAUGUGUGGAAUAUUAAAUAAGAGUUGUUUUUUUUUUUGGUUAAUGUUUAUCUUUGUUACACUAUGUCCAAUUAAGCAAUUUUUACUUUGUUGCAUUCAUCAUAUUAUUCUAAUUUUAAUGUAGGUGGCUACUACAAGUAAGUGUGUACAAUUGCCAGCUGGACCAAUGAGUGCUAUAUUGCAGCCUUUGCCUACCAUUAAUCAAGACCAACAUGGAAAUCAACAAGUACAGUUGCAGGAGCAGCCACAACCGCAGGUGCAAGCAAAGCGAGUGCGAUGUCAGGUUGCACCCAUGAGUGCUAUAUUGCAGCCUUUGCCUACCACUAGUCAAGACCAGCAUGAAAAUCAGCCGGUACAAUUGUAGGCGCAGCCGCAAGUGCAAGCAAAGUGAGUGCCAUAUCGGGCUGCACCUAUAAGUACUAUAUUGCAGCCUUUGCCUACCAUUAGUCAAGACCAGCAUGGAAAUCAACCACCACCAACUAUCAUGAGUUCCAAUCACCAUCUGAUGAAGGUCACAUAAAUGAGAGAGUCGUGGAGCUAGAAUCACAUAAACAUUCUAUGUGCAGUCACACUACUCCAAACUUGCACUCGCUGGAACAAACCAAUGAAGGGUCAAGAACUUCAAUUGGAGCAGAUCCCAACUCGCAACAACAGAGAGCCAAUGGGAGAGGCUUUGCUCGUCCAUUUGUUGGGUGGGGGAACAAGAGCGAAAUUAGAAGUUAAAUUGAAUAAAGACGAUCAACCAAUAGGUAACACGGCAGGUCCCUUACAAAGUCAACUUGGCAUCUUAGCAAGAAACGCAACUUUGGCACCCUUAACUUUUACUAAUUGGAGGGCUCCGGAGCUAUAUCCAUACAAGGAACGCAUAUGGACAGAGGUUAAGGAAAAUACAACCACACCAGAUGCUUAUAAGCAUAAUUGUCUGAUGUCUGUUGGAAAGAAAUGGAAGGAUUGGAAAGAUGAGCUUAAAAGAACUACUUAUAACUUAUAUGAUAAUGAUGAAGACCAUUUGGCGAAUUGUUUGAAUAGGGUCGAUCCUAAUCAAUGGAGAGUUCUUGUUCAAUUUUGGGGCACUAAAACAGCCAAGAGACGAAGUAAAACCAACCGUAAAAGCAGACACGAACAGAAAAUGGGACACACGAGUGGGAGGAAGGGCAACAGAACUAAACCACAAUCAUGA